Molecule: messenger RNA, 1850 nt
Organism: Thalassophryne amazonica
Lineage: Eukaryota; Metazoa; Chordata; Actinopteri; Batrachoidiformes; Batrachoididae
Product: T-cell activation inhibitor, mitochondrial-like
Exons: 9
Coding region: 1-1281 (426 amino acids)
Cellular component (GO): mitochondrion
Source: RefSeq, a predicted model, not a curated record
AUGGCUGUACCAGGCAUGGGCUGGGUUGUACAGAAGGCUUUGGAGCGCCUUGUCUGUGACACCUGUCGUGAGUGCCUUGUGGCAACAGUUCCAUCUGUCCGUUUCAAGCAGGCCUUCAUGCUGCUCAGUAUUAAAAACCUUGGAGGACUGCAGAUCCCCUCAGAUGGCUGGGUUGUACGGAAGGCUUUGGAGCGCCUUGUCUGUGACACCUGUCGCGAGUGCCUUGUGGCAACAGUUCCAUCUGUCCGUUUCAAGCAGGCCUUCAUGCUGCUCAGUAUUAAAAACCUUGGAGGACUGCAGAUCCCCUCAGAUGCACUAGAACGAUUCUCCCAUCACCCUGCUGGGAGAAGCUUUUUUUCAGCUACUUUUUGGAGUGACGCCGACCGAGGGAGGACUGACGACUUGGUGGGAUAUCGAUCGAACCGCGACAGCGGGCGUACCCGCACGGAGAGGACGGCGUUCAGGCAUCAUCACUGUGCAGAGCGAUCCAGGCCACCAGGGUGGCAGCGUAGCUGGGGAGUUGCACACAGAUUCUCUCAGCUUCAGAGUCUGAAUCGACUGCCUCAGCAGAACCGUGACACGUUGAUCAAGCUGAAAGGACUCACUGUAGUCUUUGCUGAUCAGUCCGGGAUGAACGCCUGUGGACAUGUCCUGCUGGGAACCAUGGAUGUUCAUUUUCAGUGGACUAAACUGUUGCAGCGGUUGCCCAGUUACUACAGCUUACUGCAGCAGACAGAGUGGCUGAAGGAACGAGUCAGCCUCAUCCUGGGUGGGGCUCUGGUCACCCAUGCUGAGACACUGGGGCCCGUGCAGCCUAUUGCAGAAUACUACAGCACCCUCAACACCUUCUACAAAUGUCUGAUGUCCAAACGCAUCAUUGUGCAUCCAAGGAGUCUGCAGGGGCUCGCCAUGAUCUUAGACAGCGACUGCUCAAGCCCCUGUCUCCACCAGAGGGGACACUUCAUCAUCCCGACGGAGACUGAUCCUGUCAAGUUGCAGAGCUUCCUGCAGAGCCACGUGCCUGAAGCCAGGCAGCGCUGUCUGCUGACAAAAGAGCUGCAGGCGGAGGAGGAGGCCAUCCUGAACCUGUGUGUCCACAGUCUGUCCCUGAGGAGUCUGUCCAAGGAGCCUAGUGUAUCUUCCAGCCAGCUGGUCCUGUGCUGCAGGAGACUCCUGGACCAGCAUCCGUCCCUCCUCCAGGGUCUCCAUGUCCGCAUUGCGCACUUCUACUCUGUCCUGCAGGAUGGGGAUCUGUGUAUCCCGUGGGAUUGGAAGAGCUGAACCUCAGCAGGAGACAGAUUCUGGACUGUGUCACUUUACCACGUUCAGACUCACAGAAUUUAUUUUAGUGGCACGAGCAGGGAGGUCUGGAACCCUGAAAGCUGGACAGAACAGAAACCCGGACCUGGGUCAGCUUUGACUUUUACGAUCCCACCAUGGCGCUCACAUAUGCAGUACUUUGAUAAUUGUCAAAGCAGGACAGUCUCUGCCCAAGCUAACUCUGGUCCACAAGUAUUUGGACACCACAAGCACAUCUUGAUUGUGGGUGACUCCAGAGGUGGCAUUACAAAAAAAUAGCACUAUCCAAAUACUUGUGGACCUGAGUCUAAACUUAAACAGCUGCACUGUGAUUUGAUUGGUUGUCAACGAGUCAGCUGAAACAUUAUUUGAGAGGAAGUCCUGUUUAGGCCCGGAGUCCCUUGUUGGCUGGUCCAGGACUUCGACAGGGAGCCUGAGGCACAUCCCUGGACUCAUUCAAGAACCUCUAAGCCUGUAUGUUAACUCAGGUUUGACAGGACAUUGGUUGUAUAAAAAACAUAUUUUAGAAAUAAAGUACAUUGAAAAUGUUU